Messenger RNA from Equus quagga, 1708 nucleotides. It is a transcript of the gene ZNF622, whose product is annotated as zinc finger protein 622. The transcript has 6 exons. The record is from RefSeq and is a predicted model, not a curated record. Lineage: Eukaryota; Metazoa; Chordata; Mammalia; Perissodactyla; Equidae. Gene Ontology annotation, molecular function: zinc ion binding; nucleic acid binding. Gene Ontology annotation, biological process: ribosomal large subunit biogenesis. The coding region runs from base 139 to 1575 and encodes 478 amino acids. Gene Ontology annotation, cellular component: preribosome, large subunit precursor.
CUCUCAGAGCGAGUCCGGAAGUCAGUGUAGGCUAGUUUUUCGUGGCGGCUGAGGCCGCUUAAGGACUGAACGCCUCGCGGGGUCGGAGCUCUGGUCUCUAGAUUUCUGCUUUGGUCGCCUCUUAUUUCCCGUCUGGCGAUGGCGACGUACACCUGUAUCACCUGCCGGGUGGCCUUCCGCGACGCGGAGCUGCAGCGGGCCCACUACAAGACGGAUUGGCACCGCUACAACCUGAGGCGGAAAGUGGCGGACAUGGCCCCAGUCACCGCCGAGGGCUUCCAGGAGCGUGUGCGGGCGCAGCGGGCCGUGGCGGAGCAGGAGAGCAAGGGCACCGCCACCUACUGCACUGUCUGCAGUAAGAAGUUUGCCUCCUUCAACGCCUACGAGAACCACCUCAAGUCCCGGCGGCAUGUGGAGCUGGAGAAGAAGGCCGUGCAGGCCGUGAGCCGGAAGGUGGAGGUGAUGAAUGAGAAGAACUUGGAGAAGGGGCUGAGCGUGGACAGUGUAGACAAAGAUGCCGUGAACGUCGCCAUCCAGCAGGCCAUCAAGGCUCAGCCGUCCAUGUCCCCCAAGAAGACCUCCCCAGCGCUUAAGGAGGAGUCCAGGAGUCCCGCGGCGGUGGCUGAUGGAGGACGUGGGACUCUCGACAGAGACCCGGCGGAGAAACCUCCCCGGCUCCAGUGGUUUGAACAGCAGGCGAAGAAGCUGGCAAAGCGGCAGGGAGAGGAGGAGAGUGAGGAGGAAGAGGAGGACCUGGAUGAAGACGAUUGGGAAGAUAUUGAUUCUGAUGAAGAACUGGAAUGUGAGGAUGCUGAAGUGAUGGACGAGGUGGAGGGGCAGGAUGCAGAGGAGGAAGAGUCUGGGGGAAGCCCCCGCCUUGGUGCCAUCCCUGUAACGGACUGCUUAUUUUGUCCCCAUCAUUCAAGCUCCCUCGUGAAGAAUGUGGCUCAUAUGACUAAAGUUCACAGCUUCUUUAUUCCUGAUAUAGAAUAUCUUUCUGAUCUUAAGGGGCUGAUUAAAUAUUUGGGAGAAAAAGUUGGUGUUGGGAAGAUUUGCUUGUGGUGCAAUGAGAAAGGGAAAUCGUUCUACUCCACAGAAGCUGUACAGGCGCAUAUGAAUGACAAAAGCCACUGUAAGCUCUUCACAGAUGGUGAUGCUGCUUUGGAAUUUGCAGACUUCUAUGAUUUUAGGAGUAGCUACCCAGAUCACAGGGAAGGCGAAGACCCUGAUGAGGCCGAGGAGUUGCCUUCUGAAAAGAGUUUAGAGUAUGAUGACGAAACUAUGGAGCUAAUUCUACCUUCUGGUGCCAGAGUGGGUCAUCGCUCCUUGAUGAGAUACUACAAACAGCGCUUUGGCUUGUCAAGAGCUGUAGCAGUUGCCAAGAAUCAGAAGGCCGUGGGCCGGGUACUCCAGCAGUACAGAGCCCUGGGGUGGACUGGCAGCACAGGAGCAGCUCUUAUGCGUGAGCGGGACAUGCAGUAUGUCCAAAGGAUGAAAUCAAAGUGGAUGCUGAAGACAGGAAUGAAGAACAAUGCCACCAAGCAGAUGCACUUUAGGGUCCAAGUGAGAUUCUGAGGGUCUGCUGGGGAUUGAGUGAUCUGUCUCCUGCACAGGUGUCCUCCUUGCCUGAGGGCCACUGGGAGCUUUUUGCUGCUACUUCUCCCUGUAUUUCAUCUGUUCUGACCUAAUAAUAAAAGUCAGAAUCACA